UAUACACGUGACAUUGACCACGGAUACGCCUGGGUGGCGCUGCUGGCCGUCUUCAGCAUCCAAUUCAUAACUGGAAUCAUCACGUACUCAACAGGAGUUAUAAAUAUAGCAAUAAUGGAAGAAGUAGACGGCGAUGUUACGAAAACCUCGUGGAUUGGUUCAACUCUUUUCGGAACAUACACUUUACUUGGUCCCAUUGCUGGCAUUGUUCAACACAGGUUUGGUGCCAGGCUCACAGCUAUGACAGGAGGUCUGUUGAUGCUUCUAGGAAUGUUAGUAGCCUCAUUCUGCCAAACUGUGAUCAGCCUACUACUCACAUAUGGCUUUGUUGCAGGUGUAGGUUUAGGACUUGGGGGAAAUGUGAUCGGGGUGAUACCAGGACAGUACUUCCGUAAACGAAGGCCUGCAGCAUACGGAAUCUGUAUGACAGGAUCUGGAGCUGGCUUGUUUGUGGGAGGUCCACUCUGUCAGUAUCUUCUACAUCACUAUAACCUUCAUGGAACAUUUUUGAUAAUGGGAGGUAUUGGGUUCAACAUGUGUGUGGCAGGUGCGUUACUAAGGCCAGUGAAUCCGGAUAGACCAUAUCAAUUAGACGAUGAACAGGAACAAGAACGCGUAGUCGUGAAGACAGUUCAAACUGAUGACAUAGUUGAUAUGUCCAAGUCUGACGAAACGUCGCUUUCUUUGGUGAACGAAGCUCACACGAGGCACAUGCAGGCAAUAGACAGCUCUAAAGAUCAACCACAAGUCACGACACAAUUUGAAGAAUCGACUUCUUUAAAUGAAACCAAACACAUUCGGAAAAUGAUAUGUUUUAACUGGCCUCUGUUUCGUAAAACAUUUCACAUAUUUGGACAAUUUCCUUUUGUCGUGUAUAGCUUGAGCAUUAUGCUUUGGAGUCUAGGAGAAGCUGCUUGGGUGUUCCAUUUGCCGAACUACGCUGAAUACAAAGGACGAUCUCCUUCAGAGGCUGCAAGUCUCCUAACUGCUAUGGGAGCAGGGAGUAUGUUCUCACGGGUAUUUGCGGGGAUAGCAGCCUCAGACUCCAAUAUAGAUGCCGUGUUGCUACAAGUUGGGCUAUCGGGUUUAGCAGGAACAGUUUCAUUCUUGUUUACCGUUGGUUCAUCUUCGUACAUGUCACAGCUGGCUUUCAGCUACUUUUAUGCGACGUACAGUCAAGGUAUUAAUACUCUCAUCGGACCAAUCAUCAUAAAUCUGCUUGGCUUGCCCCACGUUGCCGUUGCCUAUGGAAUCGUGUGUUUCUUCUGCGGGCUUGGUCACUUGUUGGGACCUCCUAUAACAAGCACCUUAUACAAAGGAAGUGGAAUAUACGAGUACACGUAUGUCUUUGCAGGAGCAUGCUUGGUCCUUGGGUCUAUAGCAACAGCAUUAACUAACAUAGGUAGACUGAAUACAUCUACACAGGAAAUAUAGGAGGAAGGGAUUGCUAACUUGGAUCGUCGUGGGUCCUGAGAUGGGUGCCAGUUGGGUGUUGUGGGUGCUGCUAUGGGUAUAUGAAAUGGGUCAAUAUUUGUGGCCGUGAGUAUUGAGAAAGAUGUCGGGUUGGUGUCCUUUAAGUGGUGCAAAGGUAGCAUGUCUUUGUUCAUGUCAGUGAAAUCCACUUUGAGUUUAAAAGGGUGCGUGUGAGAUUGUUCUCAAUCUUGUUUUACGUCCGGGAUGUGUGUGUGUGUGUGCGUGCGUGCGUGCA
This is a messenger RNA of Haliotis rubra (blacklip abalone), 1708 nucleotides long. Its product is annotated as monocarboxylate transporter 2-like. The transcript has 5 exons. Lineage: Eukaryota; Metazoa; Mollusca; Gastropoda; Lepetellida; Haliotidae. Gene Ontology annotation, molecular function: monocarboxylic acid transmembrane transporter activity. Bases 115 to 1434 code for a protein of 439 amino acids. Gene Ontology annotation, biological process: transmembrane transport; monocarboxylic acid transport. The record is from RefSeq and is a predicted model, not a curated record.